AUGGGGUGUGACAUGCUUGAGAACGCAGACAUCUUCUGCUGGACGUUGCUCGGAUUGACUCUGGUGGUGGCGCUCGCUUUGGAUGUAAGUUUCUCCCCUCCCAGGGUUGGAGCUCUGUCAGUUCAGACGGCGGGGCAGCUGACAGCAUUCUGGUUCUGCGUGGGCUUGCUGUUCGAUUUAUUCCUGCUUGGCCACUCCGGCUGGGAAGCAAGCUCGGGCUUUAUGCAAGGCUUCCUCCUUGAGUACAUGCUGAGUUUUGACAACCUUUUCGUGUUCCACUUGGUAUUUUCGUACUAUUGCACUCCGGAGGAUUUGAUGUACCGAGCCCUGUACUUUGGCAUCGCUGGUGCCAUCGUCCUGCGGGUGGUGUUUCUCUCGGUUGGCUACACCGUGCUGAACAGAUUGGUCGUGGUGAAGCUCAUCUUUGGUCUGGUCCUUGUCUACAGCGGCUUAAAGACGGCAGCAGAUGUAGAGGAGGAAACUGAUCCCAGCAAGAAUCAGUUGGUCGCACUGGCAGCAAAGGUUCUGCCGAUCAGCGACCACUACGAGCCGCAUGGACACUUCUUCUUCGUUGAUGAGGAGACCGUCCGCGACGACAUGUCAGAUCGUGGGCGAAGCCCAUCCCUUGAGGGUUUGUUGGCCACAGACACAGAUGCAGCUUUCAACUCCCUUCCCCGGUUGGAAUCGUUUGAGGGAAGCAGCCUUCUGCGAGCUCCAGAGGACAGAGGACGGCCCAGCAAUCCUCGUGAAGGCUCAGAACUUUUUCGGGCCCCGCGUGUACGCCAGAAGGCAUCGCUAUUGUUACUGGUGGUGAUUGCACUCCUGGCUGUCGACUUGAUCUUUGCCAUCGACUCCGUUGCCUCCAAGCUUGCGGCGGUCAAUGACGUGUUCCUGAAUUGCGCCUCCUCCGCCUUUGCAAUGAUGGGGCUCAGGUCACUGUACUUUAUUAUGGAAUCCCUGGUGCAGACGUUCUACAUGUUGAAGUACGGAAUCGCCGCCGUCCUGGUACUGAUCGGGCUCAAGCUGCUCUUCUCGCAGUGGCUGGACAUCUCCAACACUGCAAUGUUUGUGAUGAUCAUUGUGAUCUGCGCAGCCAGUGCCGCAUCUUCGUACUGGGUGGAGCAAGUUCCAGACGCUUGCAAAGGCGCCAAUGGCUUGGAAUCUGAAGAGGACAUGGAGCGCACAGACCGGCACUUCGAUCGAGAGGCCAUCGACUCCCCUGCUGCACAGACGAUGCUGGAAGAGCGGGCGGCGCUAGAGCCUGUCACGCCGUCCAGGCCAGUUCCGCUCCGAGUCCAGGCAGAGGAGUGUGAGCCGCUGAAGUUCGAGCGCUACGAGCUCCAACCGGUCACAAGCAGCCCAGAUCAAGGUAGGUGGACGGAGCAUGAGGAUGUCGGCGAAACUCCACGCAGAAGGGACGAGAUGAGAAGCUUGGCAGCCUCAACUGCAUCCAGUGGUGACCAUGGAGGCGAGAAAUCUGAGGAGGAUCCUGAUGAAGAGCACCCGACACAGUCGGACGAAGGGCAGGCGUUAGGAACACAAAGGCUGGGCCCUUGUGGUGCCGAAGGACUUCACGUUGAAAAUGCAGAUGCAGGAGCCGUGUCCAAGCUUUGA
Messenger RNA from Symbiodinium sp. CCMP2456, 1614 nucleotides. The record is from the annotation of a GenBank genome assembly. NCBI's taxonomy places the organism in Eukaryota, Dinophyceae, Suessiales, Symbiodiniaceae.